Verticillium nonalfalfae is the source of this 1494-nucleotide messenger RNA. RefSeq lists its product as uncharacterized. Gene Ontology annotation, molecular function: transmembrane transporter activity. The record is from RefSeq and is a predicted model, not a curated record. The transcript is spliced from 10 exons. Gene Ontology annotation, biological process: transmembrane transport. NCBI's taxonomy places the organism in Eukaryota, Fungi, Ascomycota, Sordariomycetes, Glomerellales, Plectosphaerellaceae. Gene Ontology annotation, cellular component: membrane. The coding region runs from base 1 to 1494 and encodes 497 amino acids.
AUGGGGGCCAUCAAAUCUGCCAUCAAGGGCAACAAAGUGGGUGGUGUGGUUUGGUCCGUUUUCGACUGGUAUCCGUCCCACUACCCUGUCGAGGAGAGAAGGCUGCUUCGAAAGCUUGAUCUCUCCAUACUUGUCUUUGGAUGCCUUAGUUUCUUCUGCCGGUUCCUCGGACAGCAAAAUAUCACCAAUGCCUAUGUUUCGGGCAUGCGCGAAGAUCUAGGCGCUUUUGGCAAUGAGUUGAACUACUAUGUCGUUGCUUAUAACACGGCCUACGUCCUGGGCCAGAUCCCACUGAUGACUCUCCAGACCAAGGCAAAGAUUGCUCCAUUUCUCCUUCCAUCGCUGCAGAUUGUCUGGGCCGUCGUCGCGUUUUGCCAGUCCGAGAUCAAACAUAGUUGGCAUCUCUACAUCCUACGCGCCAUCACCGGCUUCCUCGAAGCCUCCUCCUUCGGCGGCACUCAUCUGAUUCUCGGCAGCUGGUUUAAAAACGAAGAACUCUUCAAGCGCGCCGGCGUCUGGUUCAUGGGCAACUCUCUCGGGUCCAUGUUUUCGGGUUACCUCCAGGCCGCGGCCUAUCGAAAUCUCGACGGAGUAUACGGCAGGGCGGGCUGGCGUUGGCUGUUCAUCGUGCAGGGCAUCAUUACGUUGCCGUUAGCAUUCCUGGGGUUUGCAUUCUGGCCCGGACUGCCGAGCUCGCCAAGACGGUGGUUCUUCACGGCGGAGGACCACGCGUUGGCCGUCAAGCGGAUCCCGACCGUUGAGAACGAGGGAAUCACCUGGAAGACAUUCAAGUACACUCUGUCACGGCCAAUGUGGUGGAUAUGCGUGCCGUGUUACAUCAUGCUAUGCCAGGCACAUUACUGGACCGGUUACAUGGCGCUGUGGUUGCGUCACGCCGGCUACUCGAUCGAGCUGGUCAAUAUCCUGCCGACCUUUAUCGAUCUGCUGCGGGCUCUGUCGUCAUGGCUAGGGACUACGCUGGCGGGCUGCCUCAGCCUCAGGGGGCUCUGGUCAUUUCAGGCUUCCUUUGUGUUCUUUGCGCUCAUCGUGCUAUCCGUCUGGAACGUGCCCGAUGUGCUUAAGUUCUGCGCCUUCUACUUUGGCGGCUUCUCUGGCAUGGCGUCUCCCAUCCUGUAUUCGUGGGUCAAUUUUACCCUCAAGGAAAACUACGGCGAGCGCGGACUGAUCAUAUCGUCCAUGAUGACGCUGGGCUUCUGUAACCAGAUCUGGAUCCCACUGUUCACGUUCCCGACGGUCGAGGCGCCGCGGUUUCCCAACGGGUACCCUGCUGCAACAGUCUUCGAGUUUAUCAUGUGGGCGAUCCUGAUGUUCGGCAUAUGGUACAUGAAGCGAUGGAAGCAGAGGAAUCCUGACCUCGAGAUGCGACUGGCGCGUGAGGCGGCGACACGUGCAGAAGGUGGCGACGGUAGCCCGUCGGUGCUGGGUUCAGAAUCGGAGGGGAUAGAAGAUGGCAAAGGCAAUACGGCAAGCUAA